AUGGCGGAUUUCAGUUAUUACCAAACGUCACCAUUUUUUAUCGGCCUGAAUUUCCUUAUAAUACCAAGCGAAUAUAGAGUUGUUCUAGUUGGAAAGACUGGAGUGGGUAAAAGUGCUUCAGGAAACAGUAUCCUGGGUCAGACGAAACUAAAUGAAAGGGCUUUUUCAUCUCAGAACUCUGCUAUGCCCGUCACACAGAGAUGUCAGCGAAAACAGAGGUAUUUGGUUAAUCACGAGGCCUUGUUGAAUGUCAUCGACACCCCUGGUCUAUUUGACAGCAAGAUACCCAACAAAGAAACGGUUAAAGAAAUUUCUAAAUGUUUAGCGUUGACUGCUCCUGGACCACAUGCAUUCUUGUUUGUCUUACGUAUUGGUAGAUUUACCAAGGAAGAGGUUGAUACUUUAGAAUUACUGAGGAAUUUAUUUGGUGAAAAUGUCCAUAAGUAUGUUAUUGUAGUUUUUACAAAUAAAGAUGAUUUAGAUGAUGAUGAAGUAACCGUAGAAGAAUUUGUAGAUAAGAGUCCAGACUAUCUUAAAGAAUUUUUGGAGCAAUGUUAUCAGCGAUAUGUUGGUAUCUGUAACAAAUCAUGUAAAAUGUCUCAUGAAAAAGAUGUAGAAUCUGUUAUAGAAUUAAUAAUUAAAACUAUUGAAGAGAAUGGAAGGGAGUUUUAUAGUGGAGAUUUAUGGAAUCUGGUGGAAGAGAGAAUAGAAGACGAAAUACAAACAUUGCAAGAGACCAACAAGACUAAAACUGAGGAUGAGAUUCGAGAAGAAUUGAGGAAUGAAAUAGAAACUGUGGAUGAUGACUCAGAAUUUGAAGGAAUGUGGGGUGACAUUAGCGCUAUAACUUUUAGUGGUAUAAGUGAUGCAUUUAAACUGUAUUUAAAACAAAUUAACGAGUUAGCAACUAUUUCAAAUAAAUAA
Messenger RNA from Lottia gigantea (owl limpet), 924 nucleotides. RefSeq lists its product as hypothetical. Lineage: Eukaryota; Metazoa; Mollusca; Gastropoda; Lottiidae. The record is from RefSeq and is a predicted model, not a curated record. Gene Ontology annotation, molecular function: GTP binding. Bases 1 to 924 code for a protein of 307 amino acids. The transcript is spliced from 2 exons.